AUGGGGGGCAAAUCUGCAAGCAAGUCCGCUUACUUCGAUAAGCUCAAGGGCCUCCUCGACGAGUACAAGACGAUCUUCAUCGUCUCCGUCGACAAUGUCAGCUCCCAGCAGAUGCACGAGAUUCGUGUGAGUCUCCGUGGCGAGGGUGUCGUCCUCAUGGGAAAGAACACCAUGGUCCGCCGUGCUCUCAAGGGCUUCAUCUCCGAAAACCCCGAAUACGAGCGUCUCCUUCCUUUCGUCAAGGGCAACGUUGGUUUCAUCUUCACCAACGCCGAGUUGAAGGGUAUCCGUACCAAGAUUCUCUCCAACCGUGUCGCCGCUCCCGCCCGUGCCGGUGCUGUUGCUCCUCUCGAUGUCUUCGUUCCUGCCGGUAACACUGGUAUGGAACCCGGUAAGACUUCUUUCUUCCAGGCUCUCGGUGUUCCCACCAAGAUUGCUCGUGGUACCAUUGAAAUUACCACCGAUCUCAAGCUCGUCGAGGCUGGUGCCAAGGUCGGAGCCUCCGAGGCCGUUCUCCUUAACAUGUUGAACAUCUCCCCCUUCACCUACGGUAUGUCCAUCACUCAGAUCUACGAUGAUGGCCAGACCUUUGGACCCGAGGUUUUGGACAUUGAGGACGAGCAACUCCUCAAGGCUCUCGGCUCUGCUAUUACCACCAUCGCCACCAUCUCUUUGGCUGUCUCCUACCCCACUCUACCUUCCGUCAUCCACUCUAUCGUCAACAGCUACAAGAAGGUCUUGGCUGUUGCCAUUGAGACUGACUUCAGCUGGCCCGAGAUUGAGGAGCUCAAGGACCGCAUUGCCAACCCUGAUGCUUACGCUGCUGCUGCUCCUGUUGCCGCUGCUGCCACCAGCGGUGAAGCCGCCCCUGCCGCAGCUGAGGAGAAGGAGGAGUCCGAGGAGGAGUCUGGUGACGAAGGUUUCGGUGGUCUCUUCGACUAA
Talaromyces amestolkiae is the source of this 942-nucleotide messenger RNA. RefSeq lists its product as uncharacterized. Bases 1 to 942 code for a protein of 313 amino acids. Lineage: Eukaryota; Fungi; Ascomycota; Eurotiomycetes; Eurotiales; Trichocomaceae. Gene Ontology annotation, molecular function: large ribosomal subunit rRNA binding; structural constituent of ribosome. Gene Ontology annotation, biological process: ribosome biogenesis; cytoplasmic translation; ribosomal large subunit assembly. Gene Ontology annotation, cellular component: cytosolic large ribosomal subunit. The transcript has 4 exons. The record is from RefSeq and is a predicted model, not a curated record.